GAUCUCGAGCAAACAUUUUGGAAUAUUAGUUGGCUGUCUUCAUGUUAGAAGACAAGUUUUGAGACGUUUAUAUCUUUGAGUCUCCCACUCAACUUGAACUUAACAUUCGUCACAGGGGAUCCAUUGUUUUCCAUAUUUCUGUGAGUGUUUCUGAAAUGUAUUUUGAAUCUGUCCAGAAUCUUAGUGAUCAAAAGCCAGGACCUUAUGUACCUUUAAACCUGUCAAAGAGAACCCAAAAAACGGGAAAAUAUAUGUGGAAAAGUCUUUAAAUUCCAAUCUUAAACAGUCUCCAUACCAGUGGGUGAUCUUUGACCCUCAUUCACGCUCCCUGUCACUUCAGCUUGAAGGCACGGCAACAAAGAGACGCUUUUGUGUGUCCGGAAUCACUCUUCCGUGCACAUUCUCUGUCAUCGUUCUGUCUCAUAGGGGGCUGAUCGCUAGGAAGGACUAUGUCAGAAUAUGUUUGAGACAUGGGGAUGUUGUGGCCAGAAAUGUUAAUCACCAACACCGUCACAGUUGUCAAAUAAUGGAGGAAGUCCGGGCUUUGGAACCGCAAAUUAAACUGUCAUUUCAUGCUGCAAGAAUUACUUCAGUCGGUGCCAGCGAACUAUCCAGGGCUCCCGUUUGUGGUGAGAUUAGCUGUUGUAGGACAAGUCUGGACAGAAAUGUUGGAAGCAGUGCAACAAGAGAGCGAUGAAAAUGAACCUUGUUUGAAUUUGAUUGUUCUUCAAUUGACUGUUGUGCUGGAGAAAAUCUUUGGCCACAAAUCAGGUCUCCAAUUUAAAUUUCCAGUUCAUGUUCAACUGUUUGAGCGAUUCUUGAAUGCAAAUCAUAAGAAUCAAAUCUGGGAUAGUGGUGAAGCAGCUAUAUUACUAUAUAUUAUUUGUGACUAAAAUUAUGUCUGAACUUGCACUGUAAACAUUGCUCCCUCUUCGUCUUGCACCCUCGCACUAAACUCAUCGCUGCUUCUUCGUGGCUUUCGCAGGCUUUUACAGUGAUGUUGCGUUCACGUGUCAAACCUCAGAGCCGUCGUUGUCAGCUCAGGAACUGAUAACCACACUGUUUGCUUAACUCUUAACAAAUAUGCAAGUGAAUGUUGGGGCGAUCUAACAGCAGAAGUGUCAGUUAUUUGAACCUUGGUUCUUGAAUUGUGUUUGAAUUUCCUACAUAAAAUGAACCUCCGCAGAGUUCAUAAUAACAUGAUUAUUUGUUUGUCUAUGUUCAAAAUAACUUGAAAAGUUAUCGACGGAUUUGGAGGAAAUGUGUGCUUAAGCAAACUCCUCUGGCUACAUGUUUUAUGUUGGCUCCAUAUUUUGAUGAUAUACUGCUGACUGAACCAAUAAUUUUAAACAAACUAAUAGAGGUCAUAUUUUAGUAUGAAAUAACUCGAUAAUUACCAGUAAAAUACACUUAAUAUAAUUUUCUCCACUGUUCUUGUAUUGAAACACCUUUGUCAUUGGUGUAAGAGUGGCACAUUUAUAUAUAUAUAUGGAAAAUUGAAGUAAUAUCACACAGUGGCGCACAUUCUGACCACUCUCAUUUUCAGUGUUAUUUUGACUGAUCCAUUCCUGUUAUCGAUGAGUAAGACACUGUCAGUCUGAAUCACAUAACAGUACAAAAAAAUUACAAUGUAAUGUCACAAGUAUCAGCCAGUGUCGAUACACAGCACAAGGUAAAGAAGGUGAGAAAUGCUGUCUGUUGCACCGGUGCUCUGAGCUGCCCACUCACUCGAGCUCAUAAACCCACACUCGGUUGGGAAGGGAAAUUCUUGGUCCUGUGCUGUGACAAUAGACAGGGUCUGCGGGCGGAGCCAUGGCUUUGGUUUACAUCUCUCCAGUCCAAACAAAUAUCGGGGGAAGUGCCACAUGAAUGAUUAAAGAAUUGCUUUGUCUAAUGUAUAGAAACAUUGUCAUCACACAGUUGUGUGUUAGUAGUGCGAAGGAGAGUUUGUUCUGGAAAGUGGAAGCUCCUCUGUUUUCACACACGCAGCAAGUGUCCUGUGGGUGGGGUGACGGUCAUGGACCUCCUCAUCAAUGGUGUGUCUAUGGUCGUGCAGCUGUUGUGAGCUGUGUGUGGAUGAGGCGAGCCUGAGUCACUGAUGCUGAAUGUUAAACAGUUUCGUCAGAGUUUUAUCUGUCAUCGUUCAGCCUUUGUAAGAGAACAUUUUGCUGAUGGAUAAACUGCGCUUUGAGUGUUCACAUUGGCAACGACUCAUGUUUUUGGUCGACGAUAGAGACCCGCAGUCAACGAUGCUUACUGAUAAUGGUCAUGAUUCUGUUUUCCGAAGAACGCCAGUAGCCAACACAUGUAACUGACUUCCUCAUGUCAGUUACAUGUGUUUAACUUUUGUUUUGACAAUUCAAGUAGGUCAAAAAACCACAAAGUGUAUAACAGCUUAUCCAUUCUUUUUCAUCCAACAAUGGCAAAUAACAGAGAUGAAAAAAAAAUAUAUUAGCUUUGGCGUUCUGAAGGAGGAAGUGUCCUGAAGAAGCUCGGCAGACUCACUGACUCUUGGAAAACCCCUUCCAUUAUCACAUCUAUAAUGAGGCAGAGUGAAUAAAUGUUAAGUAAACGUUACAAAAGGCAAUGUCUUUAAUAUGAAAUGCGUAGCUUUUCAUUCCCUUUUCAAUGAACAAUGAACAGAUCAACCCCACAAUGUAAACUUCAGUCAUCGCUUCUUGAAUACCGGAAUGUCGCCUUAUAACCCGACGGACCGCUCCUUUUUUCAUCGACUACAUGUCCAGGGAAGGAGUCCAGGUUCGCUAUUUGCUGCUGAUAGCUCCGGUCUUCCAUAACAGAACACGCCUGCUCAUCCAAAAACUAUGAACUCCAUCAGCUUUGGUUGCACCUGUGGUUCGCUCCAGUUAGCUUUCUCAUGUAAUCUUCUUCGUAGUGUUCGAAUUUGGUGCAAGAGUCUUGUUUUACCACUCUGGGGGAGCACGUGUUGUGAAAUGCAAUUCGGUUGUCAUUUUCUUUGAUGGAGAAGUAUUGGCGAAUUACUGCAAUCAUGAAUUGCUGGCUUGCUGUCUGUAGCUGCAGGUCUCCAGCAUCAGAAGAAAUACUGUGAUUUUCCAUUGAAAUGCCUGCGUUGUUCUGUCAUUUUUACAUUGUGAUGUCAAUAUUUUAUAACAUAGCUCAUCAUUUGUGACUUGCUCGGCCAACCAUGAUGACGUCAUAAAUGCCCAUAUUUGGCUUUACUCUUUUUUCCUCAACAGUUGGAAACUCAAAUUUUUGGUUGAAUCUCGCACCUCAUUGUGGACAUGAAGUUAAAUUCUUCACAUCAGGAUAUGUGACUUUGAGAGGACAAUGUAUGUAUUCUCUCGCAGUAACCUUGUCUUCAGGCCAUCUUACGUGUAAAGUUUGAUAGAUCACCCUUUGCUUUGGUGACAACAAUGAAGACUGUACAAGCCGACACCAUGAGGAAUAGGUUUGUCUUGAUGGUUGUCCUCAACGCAGUUCUAGCCUCAAGCCUCGGCGACCGGGACCUAAGCUUCUGUGGUACCUGGCACCACAGCAGAAUCCCACUGCACCUGAACUUCAACCUGACGUCUGGCUGCGGCAGCAUCCUCAUAUCAGCCAAUGAAAACUCCAUGUCUGUUGAGGGUCAGAUCGCAGCUCAGUGUCAACAGUCUGGGCGGCUUGACCUUGGCCAGUAUGGGCUGGACACUGAGGAGGACAGUCACUUCUGUCUGUACUAUGAGCCUCUGCUGGACCAGUUAAAGCUGCAGGUCAAAAGGAUGAACCUCACUCUCUGCCCUCCCACCAACUCACUGCCACCGUUCUGCUGUACUGCUCUCGCCCAUGGGUCUAACACCCCCAAUUCAGAGUUUGGUAUCAUGGACGGAUCAAUCCGGGGUGAUAUCAUCAGCCCAGACAUGAGGGAAGCCUUUGAAAUUACGGAUGGAAUCCGUGUCCCAUGUGAGAGUCUCUGUCACGAGGGCGACUGUGGAUCCACCCAGGCCAACGUGUCCACUGACAACGAGCCAGAGCUUCCUUUCACGCUCAGGUUGGAGGUGAAGAUGGAAGAGAACUUUCAAGGCCGCACUUUCACUUCAACUAUCAGGGAGGGUGAAUCCCCAGACACUGCGACAACGGUCCACCUACCGUCUGUUCUUCGGAAGGCAGUCAAGAGCAACAACAGAGUUGUCUGUGCCUUCUUCAAAAACAGCUCUAUUUUCCAAGGCAGCCAUCAUCAAGCCACCAUUUUGGAGGACGUGGUGGAGAUCACAGUGGAAAACGAAGUCAUCAAAGAUCUCAGCGAGCCAAUCAAGAUCAACUUCACUCACACUGUCAUCCCUAAGACGCAUUCGAGGACAUGUGUGUCAUGGGACACCAGAAAAGAUCCACAGAAGGUGACCUGGUUGAAGGACGGAUGUGAGACAGUGCGACACAGAGACAAUCAGACUGAAUGCCGCUGUAACCACCUGACCUACUUUUCCAUUCUGGUGCAACUGGAGCCGAAGCCAGUGCGCCACUUGCUGGCUCUGACUGCCAUCACGUCUCUGGGCUGUGCCGUGUCUGUGAUCAGCUGCAUUACACUCAUUGUCUACCUCUGUAGAAAGAGGAGAGCCAAAGAGCAAUCCACGCACAUCCAUCUCCGUUUGGCCGCCUCCCUGGCUUUGCUGAACCUGCUCUUCUUCCUGACUGGUGUCCUGGCUAAUGUGGGAGGAGCACAGCUGUGCUCAGUGGUGGGCGCGGCGCUGCACUACGCGCUGCUCUGCUCCUUCACCUGGAUGGGCAUUGAGGUGUUUCACACCUUCUGGCUGGUCUACAUGGUAUUCAGUCCCAUCCCCAAGAUGCUCAUCUGGAACAUGAUCGGCUUUGCUCUCCCGAUGGUGCCAAUCCUCAUCCUGGCUUUUCUUGGUGAUGUUUACGGCCGGAGAGAGGUGAUGGCCAGCGAGAAUGACACCGACCCCUAUCUGAUGUGCUGGAUGACAACCUCGCCCACCGCGGCUAUGGCUCACUACUUCAUCAACCUGACGGUGCUGGCCAUCCUGGUGUCGGCAGGCUUGGUGAUGCUCUUCCUGGUAUACAGGGAGAUCCGCACCCGGGAGGAGUGGCGCCAAAGACGAGUGGCCUUCCUCAGCAUCUGGGGCCUCAGCUGUCUCUUCGGGACAACAUGGGGUCUGACCUUUUUGGAUUUUGGCCCUCUCUCUGAGUUCAUCCUCUUCCUGUCCUGCAUCCUCAUCUCCUUUCAAGGUUUCUUCUUGAUGCUGAGGUUCUUCCUGCUGGACUCCAUGCGGAAGCAGGCGGGUGGCUCGGCUCUGGGAAGCUCCAGCAGCGGCUCCACCAGACAGCACAUGCUGCAGAACCAGGAGAAGAGCUAGAAGAGAAGAAUCGUCCUUCUGGAAGAAAUACCUGCUGAUCCUACUGCGGGCAGUGACCCAUGCCAUCACUCAGGAAGUGAACCAGGCCUGGAGCCUGAGGUGUAGAACCCCUAGACUGAGUCUAGCGACAGAAGGGAUGUGCACUUGUCUAUUUUUAUUUUUGCUAUAAUGUGUAAUAUAUUUGUUCUUUAGACCGUAGAUAAGCUUUUUGUUUUAAAUUGCGUCCGGUGUACAUUUUAUUUGACUUUGGCUUAGCACUUUAGAUUUUUGAUACGAAAGCAAAAGUAUAUGUAUAUGCUGUGUUCAUGAAAACUGGAGCCCAUUGUUUAUAAAAGCUGUGUUUAUCAGUGAAGUUAAAGCUGAUUCUGCUGCCCAUGGUGACUAGAGUCGUUGCCAGGACAUUCCUAUCCUUAGAUUUGCUUUUUUUUUUAAUUUGGCCAGGAUUAGCUUUGUCUUUGAUGCUGGAGUGUUGGAUACUGUGAUGUUUGCACUUUUCUCUCUGUCUCAAACGUGUAUGCCGCUGAAAUGUAAAUAGUUUAAGACUGAAGGGCAUUUAUUAAAAAUGUUUCAAAUGGUUUCUUGAUGGUUUGACAGUUUUUGUCAAAUUGAGGCUGUUCUGAUGCGCUACAAUAGGUCCACCCAAAAAGACAAGUGAGUAUAAGCUCACACCUCACCUUGUUCCAGAGGUCGUAACCUCUGACCCACAGUCUAUAACAGCUGCGUUCUAAUUGUGCCGUGCUCUUCACACAUAUGC
Synchiropus splendidus (mandarinfish) is the source of this 6081-nucleotide messenger RNA. It is a transcript of the gene adgrg1, whose product is annotated as adhesion G protein-coupled receptor G1. Gene Ontology annotation, cellular component: membrane. Lineage: Eukaryota; Metazoa; Chordata; Actinopteri; Syngnathiformes; Callionymidae. The transcript has 15 exons. Gene Ontology annotation, molecular function: G protein-coupled receptor activity. Gene Ontology annotation, biological process: adenylate cyclase-activating G protein-coupled receptor signaling pathway; cell surface receptor signaling pathway. The record is from RefSeq and is a predicted model, not a curated record. Bases 3393 to 5327 code for a protein of 644 amino acids.